AUGAACGUUGAGCAGAUCGCACCGCCGCCGCCGCAUCACACAACAUCCGCAGCUCCCGUCGCGUCCGCGAAGGAGUUGCAUUCCAACCACCGACGAAUCCAACUCCCGACCACGGCUGGUGCCGACAAGGGAGACAUGGCCGCCACCGGAUUCUUACCGCCGCCACACGCCUUUCCCCCAACCGCCGCCGCCGCCGCCUCGACGGCCUCGCCGGCCCAUUCGACCUAUCAUCCCCUCCACAUGUCGACGGCGCACAUGUUUGAGCGCGAGCCCGCCAGGCCCUUCGCCGCGCCCUUCUCGAGCUCACCGUCGCCCAUGGUCCGCGUCCUCAUCCGCCGCUUGCCCCUGAACACCUCGGAGGAGUCCCUGCGUCUCAUGGCCGUCUGGUCCAAGGACCUUGCCGACGUCGAGCUGCUGCCGGUCGAGAAGUCCGAGGACGAGGGGUUCCGGUCCGCCCUCCUCAAGUUCCGGAACAUGGCCGGUGCUGUUGAGGCCAAGAACAUGCUCGACGGCCGCUCCAACAUCUCCAACGACGCCGAGAUGGCCGUGGAGAUCCUCGCCACCAGCCCCGCCCUGUCUCGGCGUCAUGGCAAGGAGCCACCGUCGUCGAGCGCGACCUCCUCGGCGGCCUCCUCCACGCCCGCCUCGCGCCAGCACUCGCGCUUCAAUGCCAUCUUCCCCCCCGUCGACGCCCUUUCGCCCACCUCCAACGGCGCCUUCCUCGCCCAGCACGAGUUCACCAACGCCGUCGAGCCGCCGCCGGCCGUCAACUACCACAGCAUCUUCUCGCCGCAAUCCCCCAUAGGCAAUCACCUCUCCGACCAGCGGCACCGCAUAUCGGGCAAGACGCUCAUCAACAACAACGACUACGGCGACGACGACGAGACGACCGAUCUGCUCAAGGAUCCUGUCGCCUACGCCGAAAACGGGCUGGCCUCGCAGCGGCGCGCCACGGCACCGCAGCUGCCCAUCAGUCGCAUGGCCGGCCUGUCGCUCGCCGCCGCCGCCGCCGGCAACCCCCCGGGGCCCUCGUCCCUGCCGCAAUACAUGAGCCCCAUCUCGCCCCUGGGCGGGGGCGGGAGCUACGCCGCCGCCGGCCACGGCUUCCAGCAGCGAUCCAACUUCCCUCCCGUGAACCCGGCCGACCAGAACCCGCCGUGCAACACGCUCUACGUCGGGAACCUGCCCAUCGACACCUCCGAGGAGGAGCUCAAGGCCAUGUUCUCGAAGCAGCGGGGCUACAAGAGGCUGUGCUUCCGGACGAAGCAAAACGGCCCCAUGUGCUUCGUCGAAUUCGAGGACAUAUCCUUCGCCACCAAGGCCCUCCACGAGCUCUACGGUCAGCCGUUGCACAACAGCGUCAAGGGCGGCAUCCGCUUGAGCUUCUCCAAGAACCCGUUGGGCGUUCGUUCCGGUCACGGACCCGGCUCGGCCCCGUCUGGCAUCGCCGGCGGCAUCAACGGUUUGGCCGGAGGCGUCAACGGCUUCUCCACGGUCCACGGGCCCCCUCCCGGCCUUGCCGCCCCUCCCGGCUUGCCGGGGGGGCGCAACUACAGCUUGUCGGCGACGAUGAACACCGGCGGAGGCCACCAGAGCGGUGCCGGUCUUCUCGGUGCGCCAAACCAGCCGUGGAACACGCCCAGCUACGCGGGGCCGAGCGGGACGCUUCAGGCGAACUCAUCAUACCUUCCUCGGCACACGAUGGGUUAG
Messenger RNA from Drechmeria coniospora, 1710 nucleotides. Its product is annotated as RNA binding protein. Bases 1 to 1710 code for a protein of 569 amino acids. The record is from RefSeq and is a predicted model, not a curated record. The transcript has a single exon. Gene Ontology annotation, molecular function: mRNA binding. Lineage: Eukaryota; Fungi; Ascomycota; Sordariomycetes; Hypocreales; Ophiocordycipitaceae.